AUGAUAGAGAAUCCUGAAGAUUCUGAGGCAUUGCUGCGAGCUCAUAAGAUCGAUACCCUAAAUGUGGACUGGUUAAUUAAUGCAAGGAAUUUGAACACGGAUAAUCCAGGGUCUUCGGAAACCAAAGAUGCAAGAUCGAAAUCGAAGUCAAAAUCGAAAUCAGAGAUCAAAGAUAAUGCUAGUACGGAUAGUAUAAAGGAAAGGACGGUUUCAAACGAGCUGCCACCUGAUGAUCCUGCCAGUCCGUUCCAUAUCAAUGCGAAUUUGCCUCAGCAAAGGUCGGGAGAAGAAUUAAAUGAUAAUAGGGGCAGAAGGAAUUCUGUAAUGGCAGUUCCUUCAUCGGUGGAUUCAAGUGAUGGUUCUUCGUCAAUGGGACUAAGAAAGACGAAAUCGCUGUCUGCAGCAUCACCAGAUCCGGGGACUCGUACUGCAUUGAGAAGAACUUCAGUACCAGGGGCCGGUAGCAAUAAUGCUUCACCCAAGAAGGAGAAAAAAAUAGGGUUUUUCAAGAGUCUUUUCACCGGUAAGAAGAAAAAAGGCUCUCCUACAUCACCAUCUCCUUCUGCUCCAUCGUCUCGUCGUGGUACUGCCCCUUCGAGUAGGAGGUCGAGCAUAACUUCGGGUACUUUUGGUUUUCCUCUGGCUCGAUCGAGUACUUAUUCAGCGGCUCAAGGUGAAGCUUACCAGCAUGAAAACCAAAACCAUAACCAUAACCACCAUCAACUUUUACAUCAUCAUGAUACAAAUACGAAUUCCGCACCAUUAAAAGAUGGUUCCGAGGGUAUUACUCGAAUAAAAACACAAGCGACGGCGGCGGAGGAUUACAAUGGUAGAGAUCAAAGACUUAUGGAAUUUUUAGAAUAUUACAAAGCUCAUGGGUACCCCGCAUCUGCAUUCCGUAAGAAUGCUGAUUCUGAAAGGAUGGAAGUUGGAGCUAAACCUUCAGGUCCCGGUGCGCACUUCCAAUUCGGCAGUAAUAGUAGUAGCAGUAGUAGCAGGGAUAAAACUGAUGAGAGCGAAUAUAUGCGAAUAGGUGGAGUUAAAUACGACGUUAGGGGAAGGCCCAUACCACAUCAUCCAAGAGGUUCUAGUUUGCCACCAGCGCUUAAAAGCGCUAAGGAAUCUAAAGCAAAUAAUACGCCAGAUAGUCGAAGCGACUUGAAUUCGGAUUCAGAAUCAGAUUUAUCUGCACCCUCUGGUUCUUCUCAUAAAUUUGGAUCUUUCUUAAAAAGGGUGACUUCACAUGGAGGCACAAGUCCUCCUAAUAGUGUUAGUCCAACAAGAUCAAUAAAUCGUCGUCAAUUCGAUCCUUCAAAGGUUAAGGAAGUUCCAGGAUUAGAAAAUAUGGAACCUUUAAAACACGUUUCGUUUGCUACUAAUACAUAUUUCAACGAUCCUCCGCAACAAAUUUGUUCCAAAAAUCCACGUAAAGGUGAAGUAGAGGUUAAACCUAAUGGAUCUGUUGUUGUUCACAAAUUAACACCAGAAGAAAGGAGGAAGGUUCUGCAAAAUUCAAGUGCAGGUGUCGUCGUUGGUGGUUCAGGACAAUUGAGAUUGCUAACACGUACAAUUGAUGGAGCUGAUGAUGAUUUAGACCCAAGGAAAGAAGAACAAAUGGCUCCCGGUAAACAGCAGCCUGGUUCACCUUCCAGUCCUAAGGUCGAUAAUGAUAAUGCAAUCGAAGAAGGAAGCGAUUGCGAAGAUGAAGAGGAGGAAGCGGGUCAUAACGCACAACAUAGAAAUAUUAGAAAGGCUGCGGCGGAAGCUGCAGCAGAAGCCAGAGCUAAGGGAACUCCUAGCGAAUUAUUUCGCAGUAAUAACGAUGAAGAAGUUGAUGUGAGUCGUAUGGCAAAACGUGUUACCAUUGAUAAGCCGAUGGUUUCUAGAAGGUCUAUUACAAGUAAUUCUUCAUUAUCAUUAUCAUCCAUGGCUUCUGCAGAAACUGAUGAUGAAAUAUUACCACCACCUCGUGCCAAGAUUCCCCAUGAUGUGGUUUACACUCGUUGUUGUCAUUUACGUGAAAUUUUACCGAUUCCAGCAACUUUGAAACAAUUGACACCAGGAUCUAUCGAUCCCAUACCGCUUUUACAGCUCCGAAACCCUAGGCCUUCGAUGGUGGAAGUUUGGUCUUUCAGUGAUUUUCUGAGUGUCGCUCCCGUACUGUGUCUAUCACUAGAUGGUGUUUCCCUGAGUGUGGACAUGUUCAAGAUAAUCUUAAGCUCUGUCUCAGGUAAGAAGGGAUUUGAAAAAUUGUCAUUGAGAAAUACUCCAAUUAAUGAAAAGGGCUGGCGGGUAUUGUGCUAUUUUGUGUCGAAAUCAAGAGAUCUAUCUGCACUCGAUUUAACCAUGGUUCCUGAUAUCAAGACAAACGUACAAAAACCAUCUAGAUCCUCCCUAAAAAAUACUAUUGUUAGAAUGGAAAGUAAUAGUGCAAACCGUAGUGAUAUGAACUGGGAUCUUUUAGCUGCCUCUGUAGCCGCCAAAGGUGGGUUGGAAGAGGUUGUUAUUUCCGGUGCCCAAAUGCCCGCGGAACAAUUCGAGAAUUUUAUCGAUGUUGCCUGCAUAGAUACUAGAAGAUUGGGGUUAGCAUAUAACAACAUUUCUAAGGAACAAUGUCGGUCUCUGGCUCAAUGGUUAGUUCAAUCGAAAGUCACAGGUCUUGACUUAGGAUAUAACGACUUGAAGGAUAAGCUUUCCUCCUUAAAUGAUGCAAUUUGGGAUAAAGUGAACAAUAAGCGUGAGAGAAAUGUUUUGCGUUACAUCUCUUUGAACUGUACAGGGUUAGAGGUGGAUGCCGGUGAUGUAAGCAAAACCAAUGAAGUUUUAAAGCUAAUAAGUUUGCUGUGCUAUUGUGAAAAUUUAAAAUUCUUGGAUAUUUCUAAUAAUCCAAAAAUGUUCCCGCAUUGUAUUAACACUUUAAUCGAUUGCCUACCGGUAUGUGCUGGUUUAACACGGUUGCAUCUGGAUUAUGAGUCGUUGGCUCCCACAUCCGUAGUAACUUUAGCGGAAGCUCUUCCGUUAUGUAGAAGGUUGAACUACUUAUCGAUGUUGGGUACGCAAUUCGAUCUUGCAUCUUUUAAAGCAUUGGCAGAAGCGGUUAAGAAAUCACCAUCCUUAAUAACCUUGGAUGUGGAUUAUACCAACAUGCCCCAAAAUAUCAGGAAGAAAGUCUCCUUAUACACAAUGAAGAACGUCGACAACGAGUUGAAUAGAGUUAGAUCUGAUAACGAUGGCAGUUCUAAUGGUGAAAAAGACCCAAUUUCUAGCUUGCAAGGGGAAUUAUCCAAAUUACUCACAGAAAAGGUUGAAAAUGAAGAGCUAUACAGCGUGUUAGUUCGGGAAUAUGUGCAAAAAGUGACCAUCGCAAGAAAUAAAAUUGGUACAGUUGUUAAAGAUUUGUUUGCCAUUAGAAUUAAAGGUGAAUUAUCUGUUGAAGGUAAGGAAACUUUGAUCAGAUUAUGUUUCGUGAACGCAAGUUUGCAGAAAAGGUUACACCUUUUACAGGAAAGAAAUCAGUCAAUUGCUAAAAGUCAAAAUAACCAUUCUACGUCUAAAGUACGCCCAGUUAGUUCUUCUACAGGAAAGAGUGCUAAUUCGAAUACCCCUUUUGUUUCAUCAGGUAUGGUUUCUCCAUCUGGACUAGAUCAUACAGGUCAUUCAGCGCUAUUACCGUUUGGGCGUGCUGAAGUAGAGUCUGAUCAGGAACACAUACCUCAAGCAGACGAUACCAUUGAACUUGUAGAAAAAGAUGAAAAUAAAAACCAUAUCCAUGGCCCAGUUUAUGGUUUAAAGCACAAUGAAAGCGUGGAUAAGGAACAACUCGGUAACGCUGCGAAGUCUCUAGACACUGAUAAGAUCAAAGAUUAUUUGAUGGAAUCAGACAUCAGUGAAGUGGUCAACGUCAUUGACGAAUUGCAUAGUCAAGGUUACCAUUUGCAUGAUAUCUUCAAAAAGUCUUCCAAGAAUUCACCAGAUCUCGACUCUUUAUCACCUAGGUUGGCACCGAUCAAUCCUGGACGUAGCUCUUCAAGCUUGAACAGCAAUAGCAGUGAUAGAAGCACAAAUAAAAAGCGUGAUUCUAUAGCAUCCAAACCCUCUACUGACUCUCUGAGAGCCGUCAGAGCGGAGGAUGAAGCCAUAGAUGCUGCCUAUGACAAUGUCCUCGACAAUUUACAGAGAGAACGGAUUUAA
Molecule: messenger RNA, 4191 nt
Organism: Zygosaccharomyces rouxii
Lineage: Eukaryota; Fungi; Ascomycota; Saccharomycetes; Saccharomycetales; Saccharomycetaceae
Gene: MHP1
Product: Mhp1p
Exons: 1
Coding region: 1-4191 (1396 amino acids)
Source: RefSeq, a predicted model, not a curated record